CCCCAGAAUGCAUCGGACACCAGAAGUGCGUCUUCGGCAUCAUUAGCAUCACAACCCUGUUUAUACGUAGUGCAGAAAUUUUGCCGUCUUUUGUAUAAAAUACAAGUUUGUAAUUAAGAUUGACAUAUCUAUUUAUUUAACUGAUCUCACGUUCAAAGACACGCACGACGUCAAAACUGGCCCCUCCACUGCCCGUCAGCAUGCCCGCCUUGCUGGAGAGACCCAAGCUGUCAAACGCGAUGGCCCGAGCCCUCCACAAGCACAUCAUGAGGGAACGAGAGCGCAAGCGACAAGAGGAGGAGGAAGUGGACAAGAUGAUGGAGCAGAAGAUGAAGGAGGAGGAGGAAAGGAAGAGGACCAAGGAGAUCGAAGAGAGAAUGUCCUUGGAAGAAACCAAGGAACAGGUGAUGAAGAUGGGCGAAAAGCUUCAGGGGCUCCAAGAGGAGAAACAUCAGCUCUUCUUACAACUCAAGAAAGUCCUCCACGAAGAGGAGAAAAGACGCCGCAAGGAGCAGAGCGACAUCACCACGUUGACGUCGGCCAGCUACCAGGCCAGUCUACCCAUGCACGCGGGCCAGCACCUCCUCAACAUUCAGGGCAGUCCCGUCAGCCACAGUCGAACCGGCGCGCUGCUCGGAGAUCGGAGCAAGCAGCUUUUCCAGAGCGCUGUUCUUCCUACGCGUCACUAUCAGACGCCGGCAUUCAGUUCAGGUUCGGCGGAGCACGGCCAGUUCAGCGGUGCCCAGGGGGUCCACGAGUCCUACGGGGUGGCGCAGGCUCAGCAUCCUGCCACCUACGCUCCUGGACCCUCCGUGCCGGUCAGCUUCGCCGGCGGCUCCCAGAUCCGAGGAGCAUCCGCAUUUCAGGCCAUGCAGUAUCUACCCCAUCAGCAGCCUGCCUACCCGGUCCACAAUCACUUCACCUCCCAGCCUGGCUACAUCCCGGGUGCCGGUAUCCCGCUUCAGAAGCAGCUGGAACACGCCAAUCAGCAGUCGGGCUUUACCGACGCGGGCGCCCUGAGGCCCAUGCACCCUCCCGCCAUGCAUCCUUCGGCUCAAGGAUUGCUGCCCACACCAUCCAUGGCCGUCCAGAUUCCUGCAGCAAAGGCUGCAUUUCAGACUUCACCGCAGGCUGCGCCGCGCCACGGCUUCCUGCCCCACGCCCAGAGUGGCCAGAGGUUUUACCACCACGCCAAGUGACUCAUUCUAGGUCCCGCCAUCUUCCCCACCUCGUCUCAACAUUCUGAGUUUCUGCUCUCGUUUUCGACAUGUCAGUCGCGUGUGAUUUCUCCUGCAGGAGAAGUCCGAGAGCCCUCCCUCCUUGUCUUCUUUAAGUUUAUGUACAGUUUCUGUUAUGACAAAAUUCCUAUUGCAGCUUCCACUGUAUCUUGCAUAAUAAAAUGAGCAAGUCCCUGA
Messenger RNA from Hippocampus zosterae (dwarf seahorse), 1415 nucleotides. It is a transcript of the gene gps2, whose product is annotated as G protein pathway suppressor 2. Bases 201 to 1199 code for a protein of 332 amino acids. Gene Ontology annotation, molecular function: transcription coregulator activity. Gene Ontology annotation, cellular component: transcription regulator complex. The record is from RefSeq and is a predicted model, not a curated record. Gene Ontology annotation, biological process: regulation of transcription by RNA polymerase II. NCBI's taxonomy places the organism in Eukaryota, Metazoa, Chordata, Actinopteri, Syngnathiformes, Syngnathidae. The transcript is spliced from 11 exons.